GCAGCCCCGCAGCCUCCUGCGGCCGUGGGGUCCGUGCGGAGCGGCGCCGCGCCCGGUGCGAAUCGGCUCCCGCGGCGGCUCCCGGCGGGGAAGCGGCGGCCUCCAUGGUGCCGCCGGCGCUGCUGCUGCUGCUGCUGCCGCUGCCCUGCGCGGUGCUGGCGCUGCUCGGGGCCGAGGGCGGCGGCGGCGGCGGGCAGGAAGCAGAAAACCUGCUCGUUCUUACUGUUGCCACCAAGCAAAAUGAGGGAUUCAGACGCUUCAGAAGAUCAGCCCAGUUCUUCAACUACAAAGUCAAGGUGCUGGGGCUGGAUGAGGAGUGGCAGGGUGGAGAUGAUAAGAAGCCAGCAGGAGGUGGGCAGAAGGUCCGUCUCUUGAAAUCAGCUUUAAAGGAUUAUGCAGAUAAGGAAGAUUUGAUCAUCCUUUUCAUAGAAAGCUAUGAUGUGCUCUUUGCAUCAGGCCCCACAGAGCUGCUGAAGAAGUUCAAACAAGCCAAGAGCAAAGUUGUCUUCUCAGCAGAGAACUACAUCUAUCCUGACAGAAAGUUGGAAGCCAAGUACCCUCAGGUGCGAGAUGGAAAGCGCUUUCUGGGCUCUGGAGGCUUCAUAGGCUAUGCUCCAAACCUGAACAAGCUUGUGGAGGACUGGAAGGGAAAAGACGAUGACAGUGACCAGCUCUUUUAUACCACUGUAUUCUUGGAUCCAGAAAAAAGAGAAAGUAUCAACAUCAGCCUAGACCAAAGAAGCCGUAUCUUCCAGAACCUGAAUGGAGCAUUAGAUGAGGUUGUUCUGAAAUUUGAAAAUGCACAAGUGAGAGCAAGAAACUUGUUGUACGACACUCUGCCUGUGGUGAUUCAUGGAAAUGGACCCACCAAGCUGCAGCUGAACUACCUGGGAAACUACAUUCCUCAAAUAUGGACAUUUGAGACCGGCUGCACUGUGUGUGAUGAAGGCCUGCGAAGCCUCACAGGGUUUAAGGAUGAUGCAUUGCCUCUGAUUCUGAUUGGCAUUUUCAUCGAGCAACCCACUCCAUUCCUCUCACAGUUCUUCUUACGGCUUCGUAACCUCCGUUAUCCAAAACAACGUAUCCAGCUCUUCAUUCACAACAAUGAACAACAUCACCUGGAACAGGUGGAUUCAUUUGUUGAGAAGCAUGGCAAAGAAUAUCUUGCCGUUAAAGUGAUUGGCCCAGACGAUGAGGUGGAGAAUGCUGAGGCACGUAACUUGGGCAUGGAUUUGUGCAGAAAGGAUCCUGACUGUGACUAUUACUUUAGUUUGGAUGCUGACAUUGUUCUGAAGAACACAGAGACUCUAAGGAUCCUGAUUGAACAGAACAAGCUGGUGAUUGCCCCACUGGUAAGUCGGCAUGAGAAGUUGUGGUCAAAUUUCUGGGGAGCACUGAGCCCUGAUGGGUACUAUGCCCGCUCAGAAGAUUAUGUGGAUAUUGUUCAAAGGCGGAGGGUUGGACUUUGGAACGUUCCCUAUAUCAGUGGUGCUUACAUGGUUAAAGCCAAUGCUCUGCGAUCAGAGCUUGACCAGGGAGAUCUCUUCCACAGCGGAAAGCUGGAUGCUGACAUGGCUUUCUGCCACAAUGUUCGGAAUCAGGGAGUCUUCAUGUACUUGACAAAUCGGCAUCAGUUUGGACACAUACUCUCUCUGGAGAAUUAUCAGACAACUCAUCUCCACAAUGAUCUCUGGCAAAUAUUCAGCAAUCCUGAGGACUGGAGAGAAAAGUACAUCCAUGAAAACUACACAGCAGCUCUGAAAGGGAAAUUGGUGGAAGUGCCCUGCCCAGAUGUUUACUGGUUCCCCAUAUUCACUGAGGCUGCAUGUGAUGAGCUGGUGGAAGAAAUGGAACAUUAUGGCCAGUGGUCCACAGGUGACAAUACGGACAGCAGAAUACAAGGGGGAUAUGAGAAUGUCCCAACUAUUGACAUCCACAUGAACCAAAUUGGCUUUGAAAGAGAGUGGUAUAAGUUUCUUCUGGACUAUAUUGCACCCAUCACAGAGAAACUGUACCCAGGAUACUAUACCAAGACUCAGUUUGAGCUAGCCUUUGUAGUUCGCUACAAACCUGAUGAGCAGCCUUCUCUAAUGCCUCAUCAUGAUGCUUCCACCUUUACCAUUAACAUUGCUCUGAACCGAGUUGGAAUAGACUACGAGGGAGGAGGCUGCCGGUUCCUGCGCUACAAUUGCUCCAUUCGAGCUCCACGGAAAGGCUGGACCCUAAUGCAUCCAGGACGACUGACGCACUAUCAUGAAGGCCUUCCAACCACCAAAGGGACCCGUUAUAUCGCAGUGUCCUUUCUUGACCCCUAGAGCCAUGCUUCACAAGAAGGAUCUUUCCCUGGCCCCGCUCACUGCUGAUUUUGAGUGGAAGCAGGGAAUGCUACUGAGAGUCUCCAAGGCAUUGAUCAAAGCUAUUUGGAUAUUGAUUUUUAAUGAUAUUUUAAGACUCCACUACUGGAAGAUCUCCCUCUCUGAUACUGCAGGUAAUAUCUAGGAACGUUGCUGUAGAAUUUGGAAGGAGAUUUUGUGCCUUCAUUUCUGAUUCUUCUCCUCAUCCACUGUUUCUUGGAAAUGUGAUUUACUUGAAACUUCACUUCUCGGUUGGCUUUACAGAAAUGCUUUCUUGGACUGGAAAUCCAGCUCUCCAAGUAGCUGGAAGCCCAUUUCCAUCCACUGCAUAUACAGGAAUGGACAUUAGAGAAUCAUUUCUGGACACUAUUCCAAAUAUAAAAUCAGUCAGGGAGUUGGCUCCAGGAGUCAUAACAGUUAAAUAUAAUACCAGAUGAAAUUCAGUAGCAAGAGCCUGAAAUUCAUCUGAUUCCUUACCUCUUUGUAUUCAUUGGAAAAAUAACAUAAAGUUCAAAGCAGCAGCAGUGGCCACCUAGGUGCUUUCGGUUAGCUAAAGGAAGGUAUGCUUAUUAUACUUUACCUCUGAGAUUAGGCUGAAGAGAUGAAAAAGAAAAAGAAAAAAAGAAAAAGAAAAAAAAGAAGAUAGCCUCCCUAUCUUCUAUUAUUGCAGCUAGAAGACAAAUUCAGACCAGGUCAGUAUGUGUAGAUAAAAUGUAAGAAAGGGAAGGCUGAGAACUAGAUCUGCCAGGAGGGCUUUAUUGCUGAAUCAGCUCAGCUCUAUCCCAUUAUCAAGUUUGUCAAAAGUUCUGAUUCAUCUGAUAACAAUCCAGAGGCCGCAGUGGUUUUGAUGACCUCAUUCCUGUUUUAGAGAUCUUUUUGAUAAUUUUCUUUGCAUCUAACUUGAAUGAGCCAUCACUGUAAAACAACUGUUCUCUGGUAGUUAGAGAUAAAUUUUCAGCAUUUCCAUUAUUUGAAAUUCUCAGAGAAAAUACUCCACUGUAGACACUUCUGCAGUGGGGUCGAGGCUGAUAAAAGUGUGUGAUUAGAAAGUGUCGUGAGAUUAUGGUGAACUGGUGGGUAUAAAAAUCCAUCUAGGAUAGAAUCAUGGUUUAUGUAUAUCAGAGGGAGAACGAGGAGAAACCUUUUCUGUCAUUGUCUAUGUGAUCUGCUUACUAGAAACUUCUAUUUUCUGGGUCUGCCAGACUAGCACAUUUCACAAGGAGUGAAUCAAUCUCAGAAAUUGUUCUUAGAAAAAAAGCUUUCCUCAUCUAACUUCUCUCUGCUUCCAAACUCUACCAUCUAAUUUAAUUGUCAGUUAUAGACACUUCGUCUAGUACUGGGCACAUUAACACUGGCAGAAUUGCUCACAGCUUUAGGCAUGUAUGGUUGGACAGAGAAUCUUAGUUUGAAUGGACUGGAAAGUGACACAGACCCUUUUCUGCUGCUUUCCAUGUGCUUUUUAGGUCUGUUUGAAUGCUACACACUCAUGCACACCAAAGGGAGAAAAAUCCAAGCAGAGACAAUCAGACUGAAAAGUAAAAAAUUGUCUAACUAACAAUUUUUGUUACUGUCAUCCCGAUCAAAUUACUCACAUGCUGUUACCAAAGGAAGAGACUUCGGAGGCCAAUAACUGAGAAGAUGUUGAAAAGGUGUAUGUAUUUAUUCAGCAUAUUUUUCAGCUCAUUUCGUUGUGUUUUUUUUCUCUGCUCCGUGCGGUGACUGGAGUUAGUUCGGGGUCUCCUGCGCUCUGGUAUUUCACACGAGAUGUACAGUUUCAACCAGGGGAGUUUGCAUUAAACCAUUACCAAACGGUGGCGUC
Rhea pennata is the source of this 4173-nucleotide messenger RNA. RefSeq names its product procollagen-lysine,2-oxoglutarate 5-dioxygenase 1 (gene PLOD1). The transcript is spliced from 19 exons. NCBI's taxonomy places the organism in Eukaryota, Metazoa, Chordata, Aves, Rheiformes, Rheidae. Gene Ontology annotation, cellular component: endoplasmic reticulum. Gene Ontology annotation, biological process: peptidyl-lysine hydroxylation. Bases 105 to 2315 code for a protein of 736 amino acids. Gene Ontology annotation, molecular function: L-ascorbic acid binding; procollagen-lysine 5-dioxygenase activity; iron ion binding. The record is from RefSeq and is a predicted model, not a curated record.